UCAUAAUUAACGCGUGUGGCAUUAGAAGAAAGAGCAUUGCGGCUUGUUUCGAACGCUUUUUUUCACGCUGUAUAUUUAAAAGCUCUUAAAGUCGAAUUAUUUACCACGAUCAAUGGAUUGUAAGCAAUCUAGAUGCAGAUUGCAGAUCGUUUUCGCAGUCUUUCCAUAUUAAAGCCCAAACCAGUAACGUCGUAAACAUGCGGCAUAAAUGUGUGGUCGGUGGUUGUCCGAACAGAUCGGACACCAUUAUUCAUUACAAGUUACCCGAGGAUCCCAAAAGACGGAGUCUGUGGUUAAAGUUUAUCAAAGACAGUAAAGCUAAUGCGGAAGACGCGACCUCUUCGUGCCGAGUAUGCGGGAAUCAUUUCUCCGAGGAGGACUACUUCAAAAUGGAUCUGGGUUACACAACAUGCAUGAUACUAAGCGUGGAUGCUGUUCCUACAGUACAGACUGUUAAUCGAUCACUUGAGCCAGAAAGGGAGAUACCGGAAGCAGAAGAUGAGAGUGUGGAAGAUGUUGCAUGUAAAAUCACCAUUUCUGAGGCCGUUUCACUCGCUUGCGUCAAAGAGGAGCCUCUUGAAUAUGAGCUGAGUACCAACAUGACAUCUGGACAGGUGCUGAACUCCUCACUGGAUGAGGGGGUUAAAUAUGAAGAGAGUGAGCUAGCCGUCACUGAGGACGGCAUCUCGACUGUACUUUUUGGGGUUAAAGCAAAUCAUGGCAGAAAGUUCAUCAACUGUCUAACCUGUGGCCAGAAGUUCCGCAGCAGACGCACACUAAUGAAGCAUCGACGGGCUAAUCACGCUAAAAAUAAAACCGAAGCUGAAGUCAAAGAAAAGUUUUUCAUUUGUUCAAUUUGUGGGGAGAGGUUUCAUAAAAUGGGUCUCCUUUUGCGCCAUCGAGUCAUACACACUAAGGAGAAUCCAGAAGGGAGGUUCGUGUGCCAACAUUGCGGAAAGGGCUUCCCACAUCAAGCUUUUUUGAAAGCUCACCAGAAAGUUCACGAGGAUGCGGAGUCGACCAUGCCGUUCACAUGCCACUUAUGUCCCAGACGUUUCGGCUACAAAGUUGCUCUCGUUGCUCACAUGAAACAUCACUCAUCCAAACUCACGUGCAUCUGCCCCAUCUGUGAAAAGAGCUUUCAGUUCAGAGGUUCCCUCAUUCAGCAUCUCAAAUCAUCUCACGCUGGAGAGAAACUCUUGUGUAAGACCUGCGAUAAAGGUUUCCUGAGAGUCAACGGCUACGUCAAACACAUGGACAAACACAACGUCAUGACCCCGUUCCACUGCGACAUCUGCAAAAUUUAUCUUUCGCAGCGAGGCUACGCGGCACACAUGGCCACCCACGAGCAGAAGAGCCUUCCAGAGCAGCGGUCUGCUGAGAACCAGCCAAAUGAUACCGAAAUAAGUCUCAUCAGCGUGAAUAGCUCUGAGGAAGGACUGGAUCCAGUGACCGCGAGGAAGGAAGAAGCCGAGAUGGAGCCGCUCAGUGAAGAUGAGAUGGAGGUUCUGUCUGGGGAUCCAGUGGAACCAUCAACUGUCGAAGGUUUGGAGUCUGGAAAUGUGGUUGUGGAAAAGGAACUUCAAGAAAAUCAUGAAGAGAAGCAGAAGAGCGAGGAAAGCUCUGGAACACAGUGAGACCUCAGUCUAAACAGCAAUUUAUAAUCAACUGCGUAAAAAAAAGUUUUGUUUACCCAAGACAAAAAACUCAUUAUUUUUUUUAUUUUUAAGAUUAUGGUUAAAACUAAGGACCUAAUGUUUUGAUCAUGAUCAGUUAAGCUAGAAAUUGUAGGUAUCUUUUUACAGAAUAUGUAACAGUAUAUUGUAUGUACAUUUGAUUAUCUUUUAAUCAUGUAAAAAUGUCUCUGUGGUGUUAGUAUUAAAGUUAAGCUGAUAAUAAAUAUUUAGACAUUAUAUGUGCAUAUUUACGACGACAAAUACUUUAUAAGAUGCAUUUCUUAAAAACUGUUAAAAUAUAAUUUAUGAUUAUAACUAUAUAACAAUCAUGCCUUCUUUUUGGUAAAGUCUUGAUGCAAAGAGAUUCACUUAUGAUCAGAUUUUAAAAAGUUUUGAAUACUGUAGUUUAAAGGUUUGGCACUAGUAAGUUCUAGAAAUGAAUACUUUUAUUCAGUAUAGAAUGCCUUAUAUUGACCAAAAUGACAAUAAAGACAAUUAUAAUUCGCA
Messenger RNA from Puntigrus tetrazona (Sumatra barb), 2183 nucleotides. Its product is annotated as zinc finger protein 133. Bases 198 to 1637 code for a protein of 479 amino acids. The transcript has 2 exons. Gene Ontology annotation, biological process: regulation of transcription by RNA polymerase II. NCBI's taxonomy places the organism in Eukaryota, Metazoa, Chordata, Actinopteri, Cypriniformes, Cyprinidae. The record is from RefSeq and is a predicted model, not a curated record. Gene Ontology annotation, molecular function: RNA polymerase II cis-regulatory region sequence-specific DNA binding; DNA-binding transcription factor activity.